AUGCUCGAUGCAGUGAAGAAUUACAGUCUCUUCCAGGACCUAAAUGGGCGACUGAUGCUCAUCGGGGCUGUGUCCUCGCUCGGCGCCAUGGGGUUCGGCUUCGACAAUGGCUGGUGGGGAGGAGCCCUGGGUCUAUCGGAGUUCCAGCGCAAGUAUGGAGAAUGGGACGAUCAGCUUGGCCAGUACAGCAUCCCAUCACACAAAACAUCAGUGGGAACAGGGACCGGGUCGGCUGGUAUCAUUCUCGGGUGCAUCGUCGCUCCGUUCGUGACUACCACGCUCGGGCGUCGCAAUGCCUUUCUUGUGAUGUCCGCGUUGAUGUCCGUCGGUAUUACCUUGGAGGCAUCAGCAGUGACCUCCUUCUGGCAGCUGGUUGUUGGUCGGAUUAUUGUGUAUUCUGGGAUAGGGCUGGCAUCGAACUGUGUCCCUUUGUAUCUGUCUGAAUGCUCUCCUCCAAGAAUCAGGGGUGCAUUUCUCGCUCUCUACAGUUUCUUCAACUCGCUGGGAGUAUUUCUCGCAUCAAUUGUUGUCUAUUUGUCUCGUAACCGGCAAGACAAGUGGCAGUAUCUGAUUGUCAUUCUGUGUCAACUGAUCGUUCCCAUCGGCUAUGUGACCUUCUUUGUUUUUCUGCCCGAGUCUCCAAGAUACCUGGUCUACCGCGGCCGAUACGACGAAGCUGAAGCAGUGCUGCGGUCACUAUCAAACCACCCAGAGACAAUCCCACAAGAAGUCGAACUGCUCAAAGCGCAAGACCUCGAACAGCGCGAGCUUCACCGCGCGACGUCUAUCUGGGAUUGCUUCCAGGGCACCAAUCUGCGCCGCACGAUUAUCGCCAUGGGAGUGCAGAUCCUGCAACAGGCCCAGGGUGUCUCAUUCAUCCAGAACUUUGUGGUCACCUUCAUGGAGCAGCUCGGAUUUCCGGACCCGCUGCGCAGUAAUCUUAUGGUGACGGGCUGCAGCUUUGCAGUGCAUAUAAUUACCUUCCUUACUUUUGAUAAGAUCGGGCGAAGACCGUCGUUGUUCCUGGGAUCUAUCCUGCUGGCUGGGACGAUGCUGGGUACUGGGGUAGCAACGAGUACAGGGACUGCUGGGAACUACCCCGCCACAGCGGCCGAGGCGUCUGUUGCCCUUCUUAUUCUCUGGUACUGCAUCUACGGAUUUACCUGGGGCCCUGGAUGCUGGGUUGUGGCCGGCGAGGUUGGGACUGGCCAGCUGCGAGAGCGCACGUUGUUUCUGGCCUCUAUGGGCAGUUUCGUUACUUCGGUUCCUAUCAACUUUGUCAACCCGUAUGUUCAGGCCGAUUUGGGUGGCGCUGUGACGUUUAUUUACGGGGGGUUCUCGGUGGUUGCUGCCGCUUGGGUGUGGCUCAUGGUUCCUGAGACGAAGGAUCGGUCGUUGGAGGAGCUGGAUGACAUGUUCCAGGCGCGAAUCUCGACCAGGGCGUUCAAGAACCAUGUUUGCACGGGACUGGGUGCUGCAAUUACUGGACUAGUGGAGGGUAAGGCUGAUGCAGAGUGGGUAGAGGAGAAGCUUGCGACACGGUCAUCUGGAUAA
This is a messenger RNA of Aspergillus puulaauensis, 1554 nucleotides long. RefSeq lists its product as uncharacterized. The transcript has 3 exons. Gene Ontology annotation, molecular function: carbohydrate:proton symporter activity. The record is from RefSeq and is a predicted model, not a curated record. Gene Ontology annotation, biological process: transmembrane transport; carbohydrate transport. Gene Ontology annotation, cellular component: membrane. Lineage: Eukaryota; Fungi; Ascomycota; Eurotiomycetes; Eurotiales; Aspergillaceae. Bases 1 to 1554 code for a protein of 517 amino acids.